UGCCGAUCAAAAUAACGUGCAAACCUUGAAACGAGACGGAGUUGUAUUACGACGAAGUGAUUUCGAAAACGGUGCGGUAAACUGACCGGCGUUAAAUCUGUUAUGAGCUGUGCGGUAUCGACGUGUGUCCAAAACGUUUCGCUGCCGUGAAAUUCCUGAGCGCUUUUCCAAUGGUAUCGCACUGUUUGUUGCCGGAUCACAGUGAUUAUUAUUAUUCGGUACCGCUGCUGUCAAUGAGAACGCAGUCACGAACGGAAUGAUCCCUUUGUACACAGAUCCAUUGACAUUUUGUUUUAUGGACGAGAUCCUGUUGCCGAUGUGCAAAAGUUUAACCUUGUUUUCGUGAACGGUAGUUUGUGUAGGUUUAGUUUGAGGAGCUUCAAGAGAUAAUUAACGGGUGGAAAUGCCCAGUUCGUGAAUUUUACGGUCGAGCAUUGCGCCCCGGAAAAGUAAUGCCUGCCCUUUAACGGACUCGAAUCGAAAUUACCCCCACGGAGAUUAUUUGAAAAAAUACGGCAUAACCUAUUCGAUACACUACGACUUUUGCAACAUAAACUGAGACGGUUGUUUUCUCUGCAACUUCAAUAAAUAAUACGUUUCGUUAUUAUAAACUCUUUAAUCUAUUUAAUUCUUUGAAAGAAUUUGAAAAGUGAAGCAAUGGUUUCAAAGCUUAUAGACUUCAAUCUAAGUGAAACUAUUGAAGUAUAUGUUUGAAACAUUAAGAAUGGAUGACAUACAGGAAGUACGGCAGCUGGAGUUGCUCUGCAAGCAGUUAUAUGAAUCACAAGAUUCUACUCACCGUGCAGAAGCAGAGAAAGCACUUAUUGCAUUCCAAAAUGCACCGGACACACUUACAAAGUGUCAGCUGCUACUCGCACGAGGAGAUUCUGCAUAUGCACAGUUAUUGGCAGCCACAACUUUGACAAAACUAGUUUCACGUUCGGGUGGACUUAGUGUGCAACAAAGGCUUGACAUAAGGAAUUAUGUGUUGAACUAUUUAGCAACACAACCAAAAUUACCAAACUUUGUGAUACAAGCUUUGGUUACAUUAUUUGCUAGAAUAUCAAAGCUUGGUUGGGGUGAUAGUGAUAAGGACGAAUUUGUCUUUAGAAAUGUGGUCAGCGAUGUAACAAAAUUUCUUCAGGGUUCAGUGGAACACUGUAUGAUAGGAGUUCAGUUACUUUCUCAAUUGACCUGUGAAAUGAAUCAAGUGACAGAUGUUGAUGCAAACAGAUCCCUUACGAAACAUAGGAAAAUUGCUAGCAGCUUCAGAGACACACAACUGUUUGAAAUAUUUAAGUUAUCAUGUACUUUAUUAAGUACAGCACGAGAGAAUUGUAAAAAUUUAAAUUUUAAUGAUGAGGCACAGCAUGGUUUGAUCAGACAACUUUUGAAAUUAGCACAAAACUGUUUAACAUUUGACUUUGUUGGAACAUCAGCAGACGAAAGCUCUGAAGAUCACAGUGCAAUACAAAUUCCACACUAUUGGAGACCUAUAUUUUUAGAUUCCACAUCGCUAAAGCUUUUCUUUGAUCUAUAUCAUAGUUUACCUAACACAUUGUCAUCUCUAGCCCUCUCAUGUUUGGUCCAAAUAGCAUCUGUCAGAAGAAGUUUAUUUUCUAAUCCUGAAAGGACACAAUUCCUAACACAUUUAGUCAAUGGUGUUACUAAUAUUAUACAAAAUCCACGAGGUCUAAGCGAUCCUGCAAACUAUCACGAAUUUUGUAGACUAAUCUUAAGGUUAAAAAGUAAUUUUCAACUGGGAGAACUGAUUUUACUUGAACAUUAUCCAGAGGACAUACAGUUAAUUGCAAAAUUCACAGUGCAAAGUUUACGAAUGUGGCAAUUUUCGCCGAACAGUUUGCAUUAUCUUUUAACGCUAUGGCAGAAGAUGGUAUCAUCUUUACCAUACAUAAAAACAGGGGAUCGACAUUUAUUAGACAUAUACACACCAGAAGUUGUAAAUGCGUACAUUACUUCAAGAUUUGACUCGGUUGCUGUAGUAGUCAGAGAACGUUUGGAAGACCCACUUGACGAUUUAGGAGUGGUACAUCAACAAUUGGAACAGAUAUCUGUUAUUGGGAGGUGUGAAUAUCAGAAAACUUAUACCCUGUUAGUACAACUCUUUGAUCAAGCAGCACGAGCAUACCAAGAGUUAUUGAGUCAAACGUCGUCUCCGUCUCAGACAAUGGAUAUUACUAUAAGCGAGGGUCAACUUACUUGGCUCGUGUACAUUAUAGGUGGUGUCAUUGGUGGAAAAGUAACGUUUAAUAAUAACGAAGAGUACGAUGCAGUGGACGGUGAAUUGGUCUGUAGAGUACUACAAUUAAUGAACCUGACCGAUUCAAGACUUGCACAAGGUGGCUGUGAAAAAUUGGAGUUAGCAAUGUUGAGCUUCUUCGAACAAUUUCGUAAGAUAUAUGUAGGUGAACAAGUUCAAAAGAAUCCAAAAGUAUACAGAAGACUUUCGGAUGUUUUGGGAGUAAACGAUGAGUCUAUGACACUCGGUAUUCUUAUCAGAAAAAUUAUAACAAAUUUGAAGUAUUGGGGACGUAGUGAACAGAUUAUUUCGAAAACGUUACAGUUACUAAAUGAUUUAUCCGUGGGUUUUAGUUGUGUUCGAAAACUUAUAAAAUUAGAAGAAGUACAAUUUAUGCUCAACAAUCAUACGGGAGAGCAUUUUCCAUUUCUGGGAAAUAAUGUUCCUGUAUCAGAAAUGCGUUGUAGAUCAAUGUUCUACACAUCCUUGGGUAGAUUGUUAAUGGUAGAUUUAGGAGAAGAUGAAGAAAGGUUUCACACUUUUAUGUUGCCUUUAACAGGUGCAUUAGAAAGUUUGGGACAACUGAUGGGUGCUGCAGACCCCUCACAUUUUGCAGCGGAGGAAGCAAAAAAAGCUUUGAUCGGUUUAGCAAGAGAUUUAAGAGGCUUAGCAUAUGCAUUUAAUACAAAAACAUCAUAUAUGAUGCUUUUUGACUGGAUAUAUCCAAACUACACACCGAUUUUGUUACAUGCCAUUGAACUAUGGCAUUACGAGCCACAAGUCACGACACCCAUCCUAAAAUUAUUUGCUGAAUUAGCACAAAAUAGGAGCCAACGAUUACAAUUCGACGCAUCGUCUCCAAAUGGGAUUUUAUUAUUUCGUGAAGCUAGCAAAGUGAUAUGUAGUUACGGUAACCGUAUAUUGAAUGUCGAUGUUCCAAAGGAUCAGAUAUACCCUUUAAAACUGAAGGGAAUAAGUAUAUGCUUCAGUAUGUUAAAAGCAGCUUUGUGCGGGAAUUACGUGAAUUUUGGAGCGUUUAGAUUAUACGGUGACGAGGCAUUGGAUAAUGCACUUAACACAUUUAUCAAAUUACUUCUUAGUAUACCGUUGAGUGAUUUACUGCAUUACCCAAAAUUGUCUGCGACGUACUACCUGUUACUUGAAUACUUGGCACAGGAUCAUAUGGUAUUCCUCUCUACGUUGGAACCCAGGGUGUUUUUGUAUAUUUUAUCAAGUAUCAGCGAAGGCCUUACAGCGCUAGAUACAAUGAUUUCUAAUGGCAGCUGCUCGACUCUUGAUCAUAUUGUGACAUAUUUAUUUAAACAUCUCUAUCCAAAAGGAAACUACGCCAGGAGGAAAAAUGCUGUUGUUCCUGGAGGUGGAGACUUGUUUUUACAAGUCUUAAAACAGCAUCCUGAAAUUCUUCAGCAAAUAUUAAGUACCGUUUUAAAUGUGAUAAUGUUUGAAGAUUGUAGAAAUCAAUGGAGUAUGUCACGUCCUCUUUUGGUAUUGAUUCUUUUAAAUGAGGAGUAUUUUAAUCAGUUACGAGAGAAUAUUAUUAGAAGUCAACCAGUUGAUAAGCAGACAACAAUGGCACAGUGGUUUGAAAAUUUAAUGGAAGGGGUUGAAAGGAAUUUACUUACGAAAAAUAGAGAUAGGUUUACACAAAAUUUGUCGUUACUUAUAAAAGAUAUAAAUGAUACUUUAAAAGGACCUUACUCAUCUGCAAAUGUUACCAAUGAUAGUAUGAUGGCAUUGCAGUGAUACCGCUCUCUUGCUACUAGAUUCUCCUAGGUUCUUGCCUGCCAAAUGCUUGAAUGUGUGUGCGAGUGAAACUAUAAAUUAUGGUGGAUUUAAAAUUAUGGUUUUAGAUGAGUAUAAAGAUAAUAAAUUAAGUACUGUUGUUUUAUAGAAUCAUUAUUGUUUGGCUUCCUAUU
Molecule: messenger RNA, 4197 nt
Organism: Nomia melanderi (Alkali bee)
Lineage: Eukaryota; Metazoa; Arthropoda; Insecta; Hymenoptera; Halictidae
Gene: Ranbp16
Product: Ran-binding protein 16
Biological process (GO): protein export from nucleus
Cellular component (GO): nuclear pore; cytoplasm
Molecular function (GO): small GTPase binding; nuclear export signal receptor activity
Source: RefSeq, a predicted model, not a curated record